AUGGACUUGUCGCAUAUCAAACAACUUCGAUCAUCCAAUAUCGACGCUCUCCUAGCAUAUGCCGUUUCCAGCGUGGAUGGCAUCAUUCAGUGUGCAUCAGCAAAAAAACACUAUCAGCACAUGUUACUGCCCAGUUUAACAAGUUUUAUCACUACCAUGUAUACACGAUGUCGUUUGACGCCAACUGUUCUCGUUAUUGCUCUCAUCUACCUUGAUCGUAUAAAGCGCAAUCUUCCGAGCCAAGCCCGAGGAGAGUUCGAUACGCAUUACAAGCUUUUUCUCGCUGCCAUUCUUUUGGCUUCCAAAUUCAUCGAAGAUCAUAACCGUCUCACAAAAUCAAUUUGCCGAGCUGUCGCACCUCUCUACGGGCCUCGCGAACUGGCUGAAAUGGAACGCAGCUUCUUAGCCAUCGUCAGCGUAAGUUAA
Messenger RNA from Zychaea mexicana, 426 nucleotides. Its product is annotated as cyclin domain-containing protein. Gene Ontology annotation, cellular component: nucleus; cyclin-dependent protein kinase holoenzyme complex. Gene Ontology annotation, biological process: regulation of cyclin-dependent protein serine/threonine kinase activity. Gene Ontology annotation, molecular function: cyclin-dependent protein serine/threonine kinase regulator activity; protein kinase binding. Lineage: Eukaryota; Fungi; Mucoromycota; Mucoromycetes; Mucorales; Lichtheimiaceae. The record is from RefSeq and is a predicted model, not a curated record. The transcript has 2 exons. Bases 1 to 426 code for a protein of 141 amino acids.